Pistacia vera is the source of this 2175-nucleotide messenger RNA. RefSeq names its product ABC transporter G family member 16-like. Bases 1 to 2175 code for a protein of 724 amino acids. The record is from RefSeq and is a predicted model, not a curated record. Gene Ontology annotation, cellular component: membrane. Gene Ontology annotation, molecular function: ATP hydrolysis activity; ATP binding; ABC-type transporter activity. The transcript has a single exon. Lineage: Eukaryota; Viridiplantae; Streptophyta; Magnoliopsida; Sapindales; Anacardiaceae.
AUGUCCUCAACAACAUCAACAUCAAUUGCGCACGAGAACUCCUCCUUCGACCACGCUCAAAAUUUAGAGCACCAAAGGCAAAAACAAAAUGGAAACUUCACAAAUCAUGAAAAUGUUUCCUUUAAUAAAACUGUAGUUAAGCAUCAUCUCAUCAACCUCGCCAAUACUUGCAGAGCUACAGAAGAGGCUUAUCCCUUCAUUCUUUCAUUUAACAAAUUAUCAUAUAGUGUCAAAGUUCAUCAAAAAUUGGCAUUUUCAUUUUUGGGAAGGGGCAGACGCGGCUUACAAGAGUGUAACAACAACAAAGUUUUACUAGAUAAUAUUUCGGGUGAAGCACGAGAAGGUGAAAUUAUGGCCAUUCUUGGUGCUAGUGGAUCUGGUAAAUCAACUUUGAUAGAUGCUCUUGCAGGCCGCAUAGGGAAAGAGAGCUUGAAAGGAACCAUAAGUUUGAAUGGAGAAGUGUUGGAGUCUCGACUUUUGAAGGUAAUAUCUGCUUAUGUGAUGCAAGAUGAUCUUUUGUUUCCAAUGUUAACUGUACAAGAGACGCUAAUGUUCUCAGCAGAGUUCAAACUUCCUCGAUAUUUCACGAAGAAAAUGAAACAAGCAAGAAUUCAGGCUCUAAUCGAUCAACUAGGACUACGAAGUGCGGGGAAUACUAUCAUCGGUGAUGAAAAGCAUAGAGGCAUAUCAGGAGGCGAGCGGAGGCGCGUUUCAAUCGGAGUUGAUAUAGUUCACGACCCCAUCCUCUUGUUCCUGGAUGAGCCCAUAUCAGGGCUAGAUUCCACCAGCGCAUUUAUGAUUGUUAAGGUCUUGAAGCGGAUUGCAAAGAGUGGAAGCAUUGUGAUCAUGUCUAUACACCAACCCAGUUACAGAAUUUUGAGCUUACUGGACCGUUCUGUCUUUCUCUCACGUGGACAGACUGUGUACAGCGGAGCAUUAGCUGGUCUUUCCCACUUCUUUACAAACUUCGGGCAUCCACUUCCUGAGAACGAGAACGAAACCGAGUUUGCUCUUGAUUUGAUUCGCGAACUCGAAGAAAUUCCAGGCGGAAUUACCAGCCUCGUUAAUUUCAACAAGGCAUGGCAAACCCUCAUGAAACAUGCAAAUAAGGUCGAUGAUCAACCCAAAGUUUCACUCAAAUAUGCAAUGAAGACAAGCAUUGCGAAAGGGAAACUAGUCUCCGCUGGUACAUCCACAAAUAACUCAAAUCAAACAUCUUCAGUUCAAACCUUUGCUAAUCCUUUUUGGAUUGAAAUUAUCGUCAUUUCCAAAAGAUUGCUUAUUAACUCUAGAAGAAUGCCUGAACUAUUUAAGAUUCGGUUAGGUGUAGUUUUUUUUACAGCAUUUGUCUUGGGCACCCUUUACUGGCGACUCAGCAAUUCCCCACAAGGCACCGAAGGAAGAUUAGGGUUCUUAGCUUCUGCAAUGACCACCAUACUCUACAUUUGUGCGCACGAAAUCCCUGCAUAUCAUCAAGAACGAUACAUUUUCAUAAGAGAAACAGCUUAUAAUGCUUACCGCCACUCAUCCUACGUCCUUGCUCACUCUCUAGUCUCCAUUCCUUCAAUGAUCAUCCUCUCUUCUGCCUUUUCUGCAUCAACCUUUUGGGCGGUUGGUCUUGCUGGCGGGUUCUCCAGAUUCUUCUUCUUCAUCAUCACAAUCUUUGCGACAUUUUGGGCUGGGAGUUCAUUUAUGGCAUUUUUCUCUGGACUCGUCACUAAUUUGAUCGUGGGUUUCACCAGUGUGGCAGCAAUUCUGGGUUACUUUCUAAUCUUUAGUGGAUUCUAUAUCUGUCCUCGCCAAAUACCUUUCUAUUGGAAAUGGUUGCAUUAUGUUUCUCUAGUGAAGUAUCCAUAUGAAGCUGUUUUGCAAAAUGAAUAUAGCGAUACAAGGAAGUGCUUUGCGAAAGGAAUUCAACUUUUUGAUAAUACGCCAUUCGUGGAACUCACUGUGGCCACGAAGAUGAAGCUAUUGGAAAGCAUGAGCAGUGUGUUGGACAAAGAUAAAUUAUCGAGCUCAACCUGUCUGAGCACUGGGGUGCAAAUACUGAAGCAAAUUGGGGCAUCAGAUUUCAAUAAAUGGAAUUGUAUUUUGAUUACUAUUGCCUUUGGAAUCCUAUUUAGGGUUCUGUUUUUUCUCUCUUUGUUGUUUGGAAGCAAGAACAAGAGGAGGUGA